Molecule: messenger RNA, 2622 nt
Organism: Anolis carolinensis (green anole)
Lineage: Eukaryota; Metazoa; Chordata; Lepidosauria; Squamata; Anolidae
Gene: ndufaf7
Product: NADH:ubiquinone oxidoreductase complex assembly factor 7
Exons: 10
Coding region: 1112-2302 (396 amino acids)
Biological process (GO): mitochondrial respiratory chain complex I assembly
Cellular component (GO): mitochondrion
Molecular function (GO): protein-arginine omega-N symmetric methyltransferase activity
Source: RefSeq, a predicted model, not a curated record
GUGCAUAAAUAAUAAAUAAUGAGUUUUCUUAGGGGUGAGAAAAGCAAUCUAUAAAUGAAAUAAAUAAAUGAAUACAGCAGAGUCUCACUUAUCCAACAUAAAUGGGCCAGCAGAAUGUUGGAUAAGCAAAAAUGUUGGAUAAUGAGGGAUUAAGGAAAAGCCUAUUAAACAGCAAAUUACAUUAUGAUUUUACAAAUUAAGCACCAAAACAUCGUGCUUUAAAAGAAAUUGACAGAAAAAGCAGUUCAAUACAUGGUAAUGUUAUGUAGCAAUUACUGUAUGAAUUUAGCACCAAAACAUCGCAAUGUAUUCAAUACAUUGACUACAAAAACAUUGGCUACUAAAAAUUGACUAGAAAUAAAGAUAGAAUUGCAUAAAAUUUACAUAUAGUAACAACAUUGUCGAAAGUUAAAUCUGUAAAAAGUUCAGUCCUUGCUGCCUAGAGAAACAACUGUGGAUCUGAACAGGAGGCAGAGUGUGUUGGAUAAUCCAGAAUGUUGGAUAAGCGAAGGUUGGAUAAGUGAGACUCUACUGUAUCUUAUUUCUAUUUGAUGCUCUCAGCAAAGAUUCAAGUAGACUUCUUUAAAAUAACAUGUUUGCUUUACUCACAUCUUCAUGUAUGUAUAGAUACAGGUACAUUUCUUGUCAAGUUAAGCUUUAAAACAUUUCAGUUUGUAUCUUUAACUUAUAAUCUUUAGCAGUCUCUUCAAAACUAUAUUGCUUUGUACAGCUCUCUUUAAUAACAGUCUACUUCCAAGGAACUCAGGCCUCGACUGACUUCUAAUUUCCUACACUGGCUUCUGUACUCAAAUAGACUCAAGCAUCAACUGUCAUUUCUCAACUGUCAUCCUUUUAAACUGCAUUCUAAACAGGCACUGAACCAGUCACAUGGUCUGCAGCCCCUCCCACUGCCUCAAGUACAUAGAGCUAAGAAAACUGCAAACCAAAGACAACAUACACUUCAGGAAAUACACUUCUGUUAGUCUAUGUCAGUCCAUUUACCACCGUAGGCCACAUAAUCCAACCCACACGACUCUGUUGAACUUCAGGUUGUUCCACUGCCUUGAGAUGCCAGUACUUUAGUUCAGAAAAAGCAGCAGAAAACAACUCCAUGACUCCCAUGCUGAAACAUCUUGUGAUGAAGAUAAAGUCAACAGGCCCCAUUACAGUUGCUGAAUAUAUGCGUGAAGUUUUAACAAACCCUGUGAAAGGCUAUUACAUACAACAUGACAUGCUAGGAGAAAGUGGAGAUUUUAUUACUUCACCUGAAAUAAGUCAGAUCUUUGGAGAGCUAAUAGGCAUUUGGUUUGUCAGUGAAUGGAUAGCUAAUGGAAAGCCAAAUAAAUUUCAGCUGGUUGAACUAGGCCCAGGAAGAGGGAGUCUUACCAGUGAUAUUAUACGGGUUUUUAAUCAGCUGAAUUCUUUGCUUCAUAAAUGUGACAUUUCUGUUCAUCUGGUGGAGAUCAGUCCCAAAUUAAGUGAAAUUCAAGCAUCAGUUUUAACAGAAGGAAAGAUAAAAUUACAAGAGAGCUGCCUCGCUUAUAUGCAAGGACUUACUAAAACUGGGUUGCCAAUUUUCUGGUACAGAGACUUGAAUGAUGUGCCAGGAGGCUUCAAUUUUUAUUUAGCUCAUGAAUUUUUUGAUACUCUACCUAUCCAUAAAUUCCAGAAAACAGAAAAGGGGUGGCGAGAGUUGUUGGUUGACAUUGAUCCAGAAGCUCCUGACAAGCUGCGAUUUGUCCUUGCGCCAUCUGCUACUCCAGCUGCAGAAGCCUUCAUACAUGACAAAGAAUCCAGAGAUCAUGUGGAGGUGUCUCCUGAUGCUGGUGUCACUGUCCAGAAGCUAGCCCAUAAUACUGAGAAGAAUGGAGGGGCUGCACUCAUAAUAGAUUAUGGACAUGAUGGGACAAAAACAGAUACUUUUAGGGGAUUCCGUGGCCAUAAACUUCAUGAUGUAUUAAUAUCCCCUGGAAUGGCAGACCUCACUGCUGAUGUUGACUUCAGUUACCUGAGAAGAAUGGCUCAAGGAGUGGCUGCCUUGGGUCCUAUAAAACAACAGGAUUUUUUGAGAAACAUGGGCAUUGAUAUUAGACUGCAGGUUCUUUUACAAAAUGCCAAGGAUGCAAAUAAUCGCAAGCAGCUGCUCCGAAGUUACGAAAUGCUCAUGGACCUGGAUAAAAUGGGGGGCCGUUUCAACUUUUUUGCCAUGUUACCUUCCAAUAGAUUUGGGAGUUCAGACCAGGGAAGAAAACCAUCUGCUUCAGCAUCUGUGGCUGGAUUUGGUGAACUUGUAUGGAAGUGAAUUCCUGUCUUCCCACUUGAUUUUUAUUUCUCUGAUAAAGAUGCAGGCUUUCCAUAUGAUCCCCUGGGGAAACCGGUUACAAGCAGUUUCCUAUAAAAUAAUUGUGACUGGUUUUGUGAAAAAUCUACAUGUUCAGUCACAAUAUAACAUGUCAAAUAGAAAAAUAUGGUUCUGAUAGAACUUAAAGUUGACAGUAACCCCUGUGGGGAGGGUAAACAACACAUUCUGGUUGGGAAAAUGCAUCUUGAUCUCUCGUUAAGAGAUUAUGCAUGAUUGUACCAUAAAAAUAUUUAUUAAAGAUCUGUUUUUAUAAUCCUUUA